Molecule: messenger RNA, 390 nt
Organism: Xyrauchen texanus (razorback sucker)
Lineage: Eukaryota; Metazoa; Chordata; Actinopteri; Cypriniformes; Catostomidae
Gene: npffl
Product: neuropeptide FF-amide peptide precursor like
Exons: 3
Coding region: 1-390 (129 amino acids)
Molecular function (GO): neuropeptide hormone activity
Source: RefSeq, a predicted model, not a curated record
AUGGAUUCUGGUGUGUGGUUCAUGCUACUAGGUGUGUUGCUAGCGAUGACUGAUAUAGGCCAGUCCAUCCCAAACGAAGAGGUUCUAGAGCAGCGCAAACACCAGCUGGAAUCACAGCAGGACUCAGACGACAAUAUGGUAGAGAGACAGGGGGAAGUGCAGAUGGAUCAUCUACUGGAGGAUCGUCUUCUGGUAGAAGUGCUGCGAUCUUUACUCCACAGCACUCCAAGAUAUGAACGCAACCCUUCAGUGCUGCAUCAACCUCAGCGGUUUGGCCGUGGUGCCUGGAGUGGCCUGUCAGCGGAGGAGAGGAUACAGUCUCGGGACUGGGAGUCAGUUCCGGGCCAAAUCUGGAGUAUGGCUGUGCCACAAAGAUUUGGCAAAAAAUAG